CAGUCCAGGUAGCAUCUACUCCGCAGCAAAUUUGUAAGACGACACGAACGACCGUGGAAUUCCGAGCUUUUUUUCCCCCUCGUCCUAGCUGUCAGAUCCCUCAGCUUGUGGUCUCCCCAACCAGAAGGUUGUAGCAUUGGAGGCGUUCCCUCUUUCUCUUCUGGAGCACGUCCACUCGCCAGCGAGCGUGCAACAACUCCAAAACCCCGCUGAACUAAACCGUUGCUCAUUUUACAACUAACCCACGGAACACCUCACUUCGGCAACGUAAGUUCCUGCAAGUUUUUUCUCCGCUUGGUUCUUGUGGUCGGGGUCGAAGGGCAAAAUGAAUACUAAUGAGGAUGUGGCCGCCGCCAAGGCUGCUGGCGACGAGUAUGAACAGAAGCGCGAUCACGACGCCGAGGAAGACGAAGAGAUGGCCGAGAAGGAGAAAGAUCUCGCUGACGACGCUCCCUGGAAGAGAAUCCAGAAGAAUACCUUCACCAGGUGGUGUAACGAGCACCUAAAAUGCGCCAACAAACACAUCGCAGAUUUAGACUUCGAUUUUAGCGAUGGGAUUCGGUUAAUCGCGCUGUUGCAGGUGCUGUCCCAGAAAAAGGUGCCCAAGCACAACCCGAAGCCGACGUUUCGGUCGCAAAAGCUGGAGAAUGUCUCCGUGGCGAUGAAAUUUAUGGAAGAUCAGAACAUCAAGAUUGUUAACAUAGACAGUACAGAUGUAGUUGAUGGCAAACGCAAACUGAUCCUGGGUCUGAUAUGGCUCCUCAUCCUGCACUAUUCCAUCUCCAUGCCCAUGUGGGAGGAUGAAGGGGAGUUUGACGAGGAUGCCCCCAGGCAGAGACCCCCAACGGCCAAGGAGAAGCUGCUGGGCUGGAUCCAGAACAAGGUCCCCGAACUUCCUAUUAAGAACUUCACUAAGGACUGGAAUGAUGGCCGGGCCAUUGGCGCCCUUGUUGAUGCCUGUGCACCAGGCCUUUGCCCAGACUGGGAAGACUGGGAUCCCAAGGAUAACCUGAAGAAUGCGAAGGAGGCCAUGCAGUUGGCCAAGGACUGGCUGGACGUACCCCAGCUGUUGGAACCCAAGGAUAUGUGCAACCCUAAAGUGGACGACCUGAGUGUCAUGACCUAUCUGGCUGAGUUCCCCAAAUGCAAGCUGAAGCCAGGUGCACCCCUGCGGCCACGCUCCAAUGCCAAGAAGGUGCGUGCCUAUGGCCCAGGACUGGAAAAGGGCAAUGUCAUCUCUGUCCCUACCAACUUCACCGUGGAGACGUUCUCGGCUGGGAGCGGCAAGGUGGAGGUGAUCAUCAAGGACCCCAAAGGCAAGCUGGUCACAAACGAGUGCAAGUACAACAGUGACAAGAACAAGACGUACACUGUGACCUACACAGCUAAACUCCCCGGCACCCACACGAUCGAGGUCACUUUCAAGGGACAACAGAUCCAGAAGAGCCCCUUCACCGUUGAGAUUGGCGACAUGAAGGGUGAUGCAUCCAAGUGUUCAGCCAAGGGUCCUGGCUUGGAGCCGACUGGGCUAAUCGUCAACCAGCCUACCAACUUUGAGAUCUUCACUGCAGGCGCUGGUGCAGGUGCUCCCACAGUAACAGUGAUUGACCCUAAUGGUGACACCACGACCUCAAGCGUCAAGGUCACCGAAAAGAGCAUAAAUGUGUUCUACUGCGAGUACCUCCCAACUGUUGUCGGAAGCUACACCAUCGAGAUCAAGUUUGCUGGCCAGCAUAUCCCCAAGAGCCCCUACAAAGUCAAGAUUUCUUUCCCUUUCAACCCCCAGAGGGCAUUUGCCUACGGGCGUGGCAUCCAGAGCAAGGGCCUGCGAGUGCGGGAGGAGUGUGUCUUCUACAUCAACACCAAGGAAGCGGGCGAAGCUCAGCUGAAAGUUCAGAUAAUUGGUCCUGGCGGGAUCGACGAGCCAUGUCAGGUCAAAGACAAUGGAGAUGGCACCUUCACCUGCUCUUACCGCCCCUUCAAGCCUGGCCGCUACAUCAUCAAUGCCAUGUACGGCAAGAAGGAGAUCAACAAGGCUCCCUUCACGGUCAACAUCGCCCCCGAGGCCACUGGACCGCUGGCCCUGGUCCGCGCCUUCGGGCCAGGGCUGGAGGGUGGCGUGGUAGGCAAGCCAUGCAAAUUCACCGUGGAGACCAAUGGUGCUGUUGGUGCCCUAGGCUUCUCCAUUGAGGGCCCAUCAGAAGCCAAGAUCGACUGCAAAGACAAUGGUGACGGCUCCUGUGAGGUGUCGUACUUCCCUACUGUGGAGGGCGAGUAUGCCAUCCACAUCACAUGCGACGAAGAGGACAUUGUGCAUAGCCCUUACAUUGCCCAGAUUAUCCCCGACAAGGGUGGAUUUGAUGCUUCAAAGGUGAAAGCCUACGGACCCGGCUUGGCCAAGGAUGGUCUGGAACUGAACAAGCGCACUGAAUUCACUGUGGAUGCAAAGGCGCCAGGCUGUGGCAAGGCCCCAGUGGGUGUACUCAUCCAUGACCAACAGGGCAACCCAGUCAAGCCCGACAUCAAGGAUAACAAGAAUGGGACGUACACAGUGUCUUACACCCCCACAAGACCCCUGAAGCACAACGUUGCCGUCACCUGGGGAGAAGUCAGCAUACCCGAAAGUCCAUUUAAGAUCAACAUUGGUGGUGGACUGAGCAAGGUCAAAGUUUACGGUCCUGGUGUUGAGCCCAACAAAGUCAAGUCCAAACAGCCAACCCAGUUCACUGUGGACUGCCAAGAGGCUGGCAAAGCCCCAGUUGCUGUCAAUGUCAAGUCAGUUCCUGGAGUCAAUGGUCCAAGAGAGAAGGAGAUUCCCUGCAAAGUCCAGGACAAUGGUAACAACACUUUCACUGUCAACUAUGCACCAGAGGCACCGGGAGACUACAACGUUGGGGUAAAGUUUGGUGGCAAGGAAGUCCCCCAGAGUCCCAUCCCUGUCCGGGUCAUCCCCAAUGUGGAUGUCAGCAAGAUCAAGGUCAAGGACCUGGAGCCAACUGUUGUACUCGGGAAACCCUUCACUGUUGAGGUGGAUAUCAGUGAAGCAGGAAUUCCUGAGCUCGCCGUUGAUCUGAAGAAACCUUCUGGGGAGGAGGUUGAGGCUGAGGUCACACCGGUCAAUGAGACAUGCACCCAGGUGACCUUUGUCCCCGAGGAAGAAGGGCCACAUGAGCUGAAGAUGACCUGUGGUGGGUUUGAUGUUAACCAGGAGGCAGUCGUCAUCAUCAACGUGGUGGUCAAAACAGAUCCAUCUCAGUGCUCUGCUUCGGGCCCAGGCUUGACUCGCGGUCAUGUUAAUAAGCCUUCUGAGUUCAUGAUUGAUGUGUCUGAUGCUGGUCAUGGUGGUCUGAGUGUCACAGUAGAGGGUCCCAGCGAGACAGAGAUAGAGUGCAGCGAUAACGGUGACGGCACUUGCGCUGUCUUCUAUGUCCCAUCCAGAAUCGGCAGCUACAAUGUCAACGUUCUGUUUGCUGACCAGCACAUCCCUGGCUCUCCAUUCAAUGCGCUGGUCAUUGAUUCCACUGAGGUGGACUCCUGGGGUCCGGGCUUGGUCAAGGGCUACGCUGAUCUGCCCUGCACAUUCUCCGUGGACUGCAGCACGGCUGGCAAGGCCCCGGAGGAAGAGGGCAAGCUACCCGUAGAGUGUUCAGUUGUUGGUCCGGAUGGUGAGGACUUGGACACCAAGGUGGAGCGCGAUCCAUUGAAUGAGGACCUGUACCACUUGACAUACUACCCCCUCCAGGAGGGCUCCCACACCUUGCACGUCACCUACGGCCGCUACUCCAUCCCUAAUUUCUCUCGUCGGGCUGAUAUCAGAAAGCCCAUCGACCUGAGUGGGGUCACCCUCAAGGGAACAGGAUUGGAUGAUGACAAGGUCGUAUUCUGCGACUGUCCUGCUGAGUUUCAGGUUGACGCCAAACCAGUCAAUCAGCCCCUCGAUAAGGACCUCUUGAAACCAGAUAUCACUGCCCCUUCUGGCCAGAAGGUGAAACCCGUCAUCAAGGACAACAAGGAUAACACCUACGAUGUUAGCUAUACUCCAACAGAAAAGGGUGAGCACACUGUCGACGUAAGCUUUGCCGGCCAGCCGCUGGGCAAGUCCCCUUACACUGUGGGUGCCCUGCCCGGCCACGAUGCCUCGCGCUGCAAGGCCUAUGGCCCCGGCCUGGAAAGAGCCGUCACCAACAAGCCAGCCGUCUUCACUGUGGAGACUAAAGGGGCUGGCAAAGGGGGGCUGGGCCUGGCCAUUGAAGGGCCCUCGGAGGCAGCCAUGGAGUGCACUGACAAUAAAGAUGGCAGCUGCACUGUGCAGUAUUUGCCCACUGUGCCAGGCGACUAUGAGGUUCACAUCACCUUCGCUGAUGAUCCCAUCCCAGGCAGUCCAUUCAGACCUGUGGUCACCGAUCACAUUGACGCCAGCAAGGUCACCGCAUCUGGCCCCGGACUGGACCGCAACGGAGUCCGCGCCAACGUGCCAACAGGCUUCAAGGUGGACGCUACCAAGGCUGGCGGCAAGGCUCCCCUUGAUGUCACCAUCAUGCCUGAGAGAGCUCCAAUUGAGAAGGCCAAGGUAGUUGACAACAAAGAUGGCACCUAUGAUGUCAGCUAUGUGCCCAAAUCUGAAGGCAAAAUGCAGGUGGACGUCACGUAUGGAGGAAGGCAGAUCCCACAGAGUCCCAUCCACUCCAAAGUUCUGCCUCAGUACGAUGCCAGCAAAGUCAAGGUGAAGGGGCCAGGUGUAGAGAAGGGUGUACUGGCCAGCUUGCCAGUGGAAUUCACCGUGGACACCAGGGAUGCCGGAGAUGCUGACCUGGAAAUCACCAUCACUGAUAGCUCAGGCAAGCCCAUCACACCAGAGGUCACUGACAACAAUGAUGGCACCUUCAAGAUCAUUUACACCCCCAAAGAUGUGGACAGCUACACCAUCAAGGUCAAAUAUGGUGGGGAACCAGUGCCAAAGUCACCCUGGACCGUGUCCACCAAGCCCACAGGAGAUGCCAGCAAGUGCGAUAUCAUUGGCGUCAAAAGUGGCAAUUACGACAUCCCCGUCCGGCGGCGUAGCGUUAGCUCUGAGAGCACCACCACAACACGAACCACGACCACCCGCACUACGACAACAAGAGAAACAAUCACCAAGACUGUGGUUGUGGAAGAGGAAACGGUCAUCAAGGUCAACUCGCGCGAUGCCGGAAAGGGUCACGUGACCUGCACGAUUGUGGGCCCAGACGGGCAGGAGGUGCCCGACUGUCACGUAGUUGAUAACGGCGAUGGGACCUUUGACAUCAUCUGGACAUGCCCCGCCCCUGGCACCUACAAUGUGGACAUCAAGUUUGGAGGCGUGUCGCUGACUGGUGGACCCAUCACCAUCAGCGCUGCAGAAGGCCCACCUGAAGAUCUGAUUGACGCAGAGACCGUCAUGCCAUCUGAGUGUCGUCCCUUGGAACUGCAGCUGCCUGUGCUGGGCGCUGGCCACGGUAACAUCAACGAUGAGAAUGGUCAGCCGAAUGGUGAACCGAUCAAAGAGGUCAUUGAAAAAGAUCAGAUCAAGCCGAAAGAAACUGAACCAGCCUCGCCAAGCUCUGCGAAGGGGUUCUUCUAUAGAGUCACUGAACCCAUCCGGAGAUUGGGCGACCGGUUUGGGGACAAAGGGGAGAAGAGCAAAGCGGCCAAUGAGGACUGGGACUUUGUUCAUGAUUUGCCCAGUGGCGUCGAAAAAGUGGAUGAGAAUGGCACUCCAGUAGAGAAUGGCGAACCAAUUGUGGAGGAGGUUGUAGGAAAGGAGGAGGUCAAGCCUGUGGAAGCAGGGAUUAAUUUUGGAGCUUUUAUGGACAUGCCAGAAGGCCAGGAGCCACAGGCAGCACCAGUGGACGAGGAAAUCACUAAAGACAAAGUAGAUGAUGUAGAGUCAGGACCUCCGAGCUCCCCGGGCUCUGGGUUGAAAGAUCUUUUGAAAAAACCAUUUACCUGGUUGGGUAACCAGUUCGGGGACAAACCGGAGGAAGAGAGCAAGGUGUCUCCUCUGGGCACCCCGAAUGAUCGGAGCUUCAGUGUUGAGGUUCCUGAAGACUUUGACCGCACAGGGGAGCUGAAUGGUGAAGUGAAGAGGCCCUCGGGUAAGAAGGACAUACCGACCAUCACCGAAAACAAAGAUGGUCACAUCACCGUCAAGUACGCACCCCAGGAGACGGGCAAACACGAGCUGACUAUCAAGUAUGGAACCAGCCAUGUACCAGGAAGCCCAUUUGAGUUCCACGUUGACGAGUUGAAGAGUGGUCAGGCCACAGCCUACGGCACUGGUCUGACCCACGGAAUUUGUGGAGAGCAAGCCGUGUUUACAGUCAACACUAAGGAUGCUGGCCCAGGCGGUCUUGCUCUAGCUGUAGAAGGCCCGUCUAAGGCAGAGAUCAAGUGUGUGGACAACAAAGAUGGCACUUGCCAAGUCACUUACUUCCCACAGAAGGUCGGCCAGUACGAGGUCACAGUCAAAUUUGCCGAUAAGCAUGUCCCGGGCAGUCCGUUCAAAGCCAACAUAGUCGACAAGGCCGGCAGCAUGAUGUCCAUCGGCUCGGCCAGUGAUGUCCCUCUCAAGAUUACAGAGACUGAUUUGUCGCAGCUCAAAGCCUCCAUCACCCCACCCAGUGGUGUGGAGGAGCCUUGCGCCCUCAAACGCCUCCCCAACGGAAAUAUCGGUAUUACCUUCACCCCCAAGGAGGUCGGGGAACAUCUAGUGAAUGUCAAAAAGUACAACCGGCCAAUUGCAGGCAGCCCCUUCAAGAUCAUCGUGGGCUCCCAGGAGGUGGGGGAUGCCUCUAAGGUCAAGGUCAAGGGUCGUGGAAUCUCAGAGGCUGACGCUGGCCAGAUGGCUGAAUUUGUCGUGGAUACCAGGGAUGCAGGUUACGGUGGUCUGGGCGUGUCCAUCGAAGGUCCCAGCAAGACAGAGAUCAACUGCUCAGACCUUGGCGACGGGACCUGUGCCGUGACCUACCGCCCUGCCGAGCCGGGCAACUACAAGCUCAAUGUGCGCUUUGCUGAGCAAGAUGUGCCGGGCAGUCCCUUCAAUGUCAAGGUGUACCCCGAGGAUGGGUCAGCUCUGGAGCCGCUGAUACAGGAGACUAUGGUCAAGCCCACCAAUGCUGCCCCAGUCCAGCACGCCGGCAGCGAGUGUGAGCUGGGCCUGAAAAUUCCAGGAACGGACCCACUGGAUAUGACAGCACAGGUGUCCAACCCCCGCGGUCAGACCGAGGAUGCUGAAAUAGUGGAUUGUCCUGACUGCCGCUACAUUGUGCGUUUUGUGCCCAGCAUGGACGGUGUCCACACUGUCAGUGUCAAAAACAGAGGUAUCCAUGUACCAGGAAGUCCCUUCCAGUUCACUGUUGGUCCCUUCGGGGAGGGCGGAGCCCACAAGGUACACGCAGGAGGGCCAGGCUUGGAAGGCGGGGAGAUUGGUGUUCCAGCUGAGUUCACCGUGUGGACGCGUGAGGCGGGUCCAGGCAAGCUGGGCAUCUCAGUCAAGGGGCCAGCCAAGGCAGAGAUAAACAUCCAAGACAACAAAGACGGCUCCUACCAAGUCUCCUACGUUCCCACUGCACCAGGGGAGUACGUGAUUGACAUCAUGUACAAUGACAAGCCCAUCCCUGACAGUCCAUUCAAGCCCAUGAUCACACCAGCACUCGGUGAAGCAAGGCGUCUGAGCGUGUCUGCCCUCCACGAGAGUGGUCUGAAGCCCAACCAACCGGUUUCCUUUGCUGUGCAGCUGAAUGGUGCCAAGGGUGAUCUCAAGGCCAAGGUUGUAGCACCUUCUGGCUGUGAGAACGAAUGUACUAUCACUGAGAUUGACAACGAGAACUAUGCAGUGCGCUUCCUCCCUUCUGAGAACGGUGUCCAUCUGAUCCAUGUCUACUUCAAAGGGCAUCCCAUUCCCGGCAGUCCCUUCAAGGUGCGCGUUGGAGGCCACGACAUGAUCGGUGAUCCUGGCAUGGUCCAUGCCUAUGGUGAUGGUUUGGAGAAGGGAAAGACAGGUGAGCCCGCUGAAUUCAUCGUCAAUACCUGCGGUGCAGGGGCUGGAUCCCUCUCCAUCACCAUCGAUGCUCCCUCCAAAGUUAAGCUGGAUGUCCAGGAGAUAGGAGAGGGCUACAAGUGCAUCUACUACCCUACCCAGCCAGGGGAUCACCUCAUCUCCAUCAAGUAUGCUGGCCCGCACCACAUUGGGGGCAGCCCGUUCAAGGCCAAAAUCACUGGCAAGGCCAAGGGACCCACCAGCCUGAAGGUGGAGCAGGCCAAUGUCACCGUGGAGACGGUAGUCAAGACAUCGCAGUCAUCCUCCUUGCCAAUUUUCAGCUCCGAUGCCAGCAAGUGCACGUCAACAGGCGUGGGUCUCAAGAAGGCCUUCAUCAACAAGAAGUCCCAAUUUACCGUAAACUGCUCUGAAGCAGGUCAUAACAUGCUGCUUGUAGGUAUCGCGGGGCCCAAAACACCUUGCGAGGAAAUUGUGGUCAAGCACAUGGGCAGACAACGAUUCAGCAUCACAUAUCUCUUGAAGGAGACCGGUGACUACAAACUAGUCAUCAAGUGGGGAGACGACCACAUACCCGGUAGUCCGUUCCUCCUCCACUGUUCAUAGUUUGAGCGUGAGCCAUAGUCAUUAAAUAAAAAUAAAAACUGGUAACACCGGCUGGGGAUCCUUGUAGAAUUUCAUGCAACCGUGAGCCAUAGGUGAGCGACAUUGCUUGUGGCCUUGGUAUCCAAAGAUCACUUAGCCACCGGCCACCUUACAAUAGCUCAUUGGGUUGCAAAUGUAUCACAAAAUAUGUAGCAGGUAAACAAAGUAUCAGGAUCCAUCCUAUCAUACAGUGUAUAGAGAGCUUGUAGCUUGAGCUGGUACAUGGCAUGUUCUCAUCAGACAAACUCCUUUGGAGUAGGAACGUGACUUCUGAUCAAUCUAAAGUAGAUCCCUGAAUAAGGAACUACGUUCUACCAGGGUUUUUGAAGAAGCAAAAAACUGAUUACUGCAAGAGCAGUGUAUGAGUAAGGUCCUAGAUAAAAAAAGAGGUUUUGUGUCAAGUGUCUCAUUUAGUCUUCCAAAAUAUCAAAUUUGAGUACGAAAAGAAAAAAGUUUUACAAGUGUAGAAAUGUAUAGACUGGAAAUUAGGGAUGCUUGUCUAGUGGUAGAUUUAGAUGUUGUAAUUUGUAAGCGAAAGUGCAUAUUAAAGCAUGGUGUCUUUGGCCUUACAGUAAUAUGCCAAAAAAAAAAGAAUGAUAAUUUAAAGAUAUGCAAUUCAUUAUGAUUUCUAAGUACGGUUUGGUGAUAUUUGUCAUUAUAGCUAAUCUUUUCAGUACAUCGUAUUUACUAAUUGCAGAAAAUUGUGAUUUUGUGAUGCUAUAUGCUCCAUUGAAGAAUUUGAGUAGCCCUACAGGGGUUUAUGUUGUAGACAAAAAAUAUGAAGAUUUGUGAGAAAUUCUAUUUUAAGUUCAGUAACAAAGAGUUUGACCAACAUGCAGUGAAUGUAUUGUAAAACAAAUAUAAUUGCUUUGAAUAAAAUCUAAGAGACAACCUGAAACUUAACUUCUACAAAAAGCUAUGAAAAAGGUGGAGAUGCAAAGGCAGUUCUAGUAGUAAUUCAAGAAGAAAAUGUGUGAUUUUUUUAUAUCGUCUGCGCGAGUUUGAAGAGAGACAUGAUUUAAAAGCAAAAGAUUCAAAAUAACUCAUAGUGGAUAGAAAUGCCAUGUGUUUGAUUGUUAGACAAAUGCCAAGAGUGCCUCCACUCCAGUUGGACAGAAGGUUUUAAAGUCGUUUUCAUAUGUGGAACCAUUGAGAAAAACAUUUGUAGGAAACCUUUUUACAGAAGUUUGACUCUAUACUAUAACCCGUUUUUCUAAUAAUGAAGUUGAAAAUUCUAGAAAAAUUGUAUUGCUUAGAAAAAUACAUCGAUAUAGUAUGGGCAUGGCUGAUGUGGUGUGGGUAAAAAUAGCACUAGUCGUAAUUUUGUUACUUUAGAAUGUUACUUCAGAAGUGAUUUUGAUUUUCUUUUUUAAAAAAAAAACCCAUUUUGAUAGACAUAUUAUAGUUUUGAGUAGACGAGAUAGCCACAAGCUUGCAUUGUUGUAAAGAAAUAAAUCUGCACUAACAAAGUACUGAAAAGCAAGGUAUACGUAGGGUAUAGGAACAAAUUGAAGCAUAUUUUUGGUGAAAGUAUGUGUUUGAGUCACGCUGCCAUUCGUUGUAGAUCAUUCAAUGUAAUUAACAGUCUGCCGCCGUAGUAUAUCUUUUUUAUUCCAGAAUUUCUGUGCAAAUUUGUUAUUGAACAUUCAUUUUAGAGGACAAAAAAUAGCUCCACUUUUUUUUUUCUCUUCAACAGUCAGGUGACUGUCUAAAUAGAGGUUUACCCAGUGCUAGACGGAUAGAAGGUUUUUUCGUCGAAAAACCGAAAUUAGCAAGCCCUUAAUGAAGAUCAAACAUUUGAAACGAUACAAAAUUCUUUCAAGCUCUGAAUAGUGGACAGUAUUUACUUAAUCAUAUUAUUUGAUUUAAAAGUUAAGUGAAAUCAACUAAUCCAUUAACUUUUGGCAAGAAGGGAUCCGAAUUUGUAGCUAUAUUUUUGUGUUGCUCGUCAUUGCUAAGUAUUUUUGAUUUGCUUUAAUAGCUUUACGUAGCCCUUGUUCGUUUAUAUAUAAAAAUGAAUACUGUUAGCAAUAUUUUAUGCAUACAGAGUUUCAAAACGGUUUGGGAAAUUGCCUUUAAAAAUUGGAAACCAGAUGCAACGUAUUUGUGGCUUUCUAGUGCACUUAGCGGCAACUUAGCUGAAGCAUGGGGACAGUUCUUCCAUUCGUUUAUUCAUUCUGAUACAUUCAUAUCAGCCAUUGAACCCCAUUCUUUUAUAAAGUACCUUAUAUGUUUCCAUUUCCUUAAUUUUACUCCUUUGUUAGUUUCUCAUAUAAACUGAAAAAGAGGUAAUGUAGACCAGGCAAAGCCCGCAGAAGAAAAGGGCACGUCAAAGCGAUCAUGUUCACCGGUAACUUACUCUGUAAUCUCGCUUUUCUUUCAAAUUCAUUGAGCUCAUCUGGGACUGUAGUCCAAAUAAAUUGAAGUAAACGUGAAGCUUGGGUCUGUACCUAGUUACAUGUAUACCUCUCGUUUCGUUAUGAAGGUACAUGUUGGUUAACUAAUGCCUAUACAGCCUAAUAAACCUUCAUUUUGCACAAAAAAUGCC
Acanthaster planci (crown-of-thorns starfish) is the source of this 11207-nucleotide messenger RNA. Its product is annotated as filamin-A-like. The record is from RefSeq and is a predicted model, not a curated record. Gene Ontology annotation, biological process: actin cytoskeleton organization. Lineage: Eukaryota; Metazoa; Echinodermata; Asteroidea; Valvatida; Acanthasteridae. Gene Ontology annotation, molecular function: actin filament binding.